UCAGAAUGGCAGACAUGGAAUCUCAAGGCAGUUACCAGAAAGCAACAAAAGCUCAGCAAGAUUUCACCUGGACUGUGAAAGCAAACGACCGGGCUUAUCACGAGCAAUUUCAGAAGAGGUUCGCCUGCUGUCUGAAAAAGAAAAAAUAUGCGGGCAACGCGAUCAAGACAGCCAAGUACAACGUCCUCACUUUCCUCCCUCUCAACUUGUACGAACAAUUUCACCGGGUGGCAAAUCUCUAUUUCUUGAGCAUCAUUUUAUUACAGAGCUUCCCGGAGAUUUCCACUUUGCCUUGGUUUGCCCUGCUUUUGCCAAUCAGCAUCCUCCUCGGCAUUCGGGGUAUCCGGGACUUAAUCGAUGACAUCGUACGGCACCAGAGUGAUGGGGAAAUCAACAGCCGGCCCUGUGAGAUUUUGACCGAGGGAAGAUUUCACAAGAAGAAAUGGCGGGAUAUACAUGUGGGCGACAUUGUUUGCCUCCGCAAGGACAGCUUUGUGCCAGCUGACCUGCUCUUGCUCUCCAGUUCAGAACCCAACAGCCUUUGCUACGUGGAAACGAUGGACAUCGAUGGAGAGACGAAUCUGAAGUACAGACAGGCCCUCCUGGUAACCCACCAAGAGCUAGCCAAUGUGGAGAACAUGGCGUCCUUCGACGGGAUAGUGACUUGCGAAGGGCCAAACAGCAGGCUGCAUCAUUUCAUUGGCACCUUGGAAUGGCAUGGCGAGACACACCCUGUGGACACCGAGCAGAUCUUGCUACGCGGCUGUAGGAUCCGGAAUACGGAGGUCUGCUACGGCCUGGUCAUCUAUGCGGGUGCUGAUUCCAAAAUAAUGAAAAACUGUGGAAAGAUCAGACUGAAGAAAACCAAGCUCAACCGUCUAAUGGAUCGCAUCAUAAUGCUGAUCUGUGUGGUGCUUCUGCUGACGUCGUUUGCCCUUGCAGUGGGCUCCGGAAUCUGGGCGACCAAGUUCCGCCAGGAGCACGGCUACCUCUUCGUCUUCUACGCCGACGGCAGCGCCGCCAAGUAUGCCUUCUACGCCUUCUGGGGCUUCGUCAUCCUCCUGGGUUUCGUGCUGCCCAUGGCCAUGCUCAUCACGUUUGAGUUCAUCUACCUGGUCAAUAGCUGUUUCAUUAACUGGGAUCUGGAAAUGUAUUACGCACCCAAAGAUACUCCUGCCAAGGCAAGGAGCACCAGUCUGAAUGACCAGCUAGGACAGAUCGAGUAUGUCUUCUCCGAUAAGACGGGCACCUUGACCCAAAACAUCAUGACUUUCAAGAAAUGUUGCAUCGACGGGACGAUAUACGGUAACGGUUCGAACAGCAGCAGCAACAGCAACCCGACGGAAGCCCUCUUAAGUUGGAACAAAUAUUGGGAUGCAAAGCUGGAAUUUUACGACCCUUUGCUGACCAGUGCCAUCCGGCGGGACGACAACCCCAUCCUGAGAGAAUUCCUGCGUUUGCUGGCCCUCUGCCACACCGUCAUGGUGGAGGAGAAAGAGAAUCAGCUGAUUUACCAAGCUGCAUCUCCGGAUGAAGAAGCUCUUGUGACGGCAGCCAGGAACCUGGGAUAUGUCUUUCUUUCCCGGACUCAGGAUACCAUCACCAUCAGCGAACUGGGCAAGGAGAGGACCUAUAAAGUCUUAGCCCUUCUGGAUUUCAACAGCGUGCGCAAACGGAUGUCUGUUCUGGUCCGAGAUCCUGAGGGACGUAUCAGGCUCUACACCAAAGGAGCAGACACGGUGAUCCUGGAGAGACUUCACAGUGACCAUUCCUCCGAGGCCUACACAGUCAAGGCUCUGAAUAGUUUUGCAGAGGAAACCCUCCGGACCUUGUGUCUGGCUACCAAAGAGGUGGAGGAGGAGGAGUACGCCCAGUGGAGCCAGAAGCACCGCUCUGCUACCGUCUUGCUCCAGAAUCGUGCCCAAGAAUUGGACAAAGUCUACGAGGAGAUCGAACGGGAUCUCCAGCUCCUUGGGGCCACAGCCAUCGAAGACAAGCUCCAAGAGGGAGUCCCGGAGACCAUCCACCUACUCAAAAGGGGGGGCAUGAAAGUGUGGGUGUUGACCGGAGACAAGCAAGAGACGGCGGUGAAUAUAGGCUUUGCGAGCCACCUCCUGUCGGACGACAUGACCAUCCUGGGGGAGACCGAGAUCUGUGAAAUCCUCAAAUCUUCUAGCAAUAACAUCAGCAGUUUGACCAGCAGUGGGGAAGCCUUGUUUGGCUGUGACUCGCCCCUGAAUUUCAAGGCAUCCUUCGCUUGUGACAAGACAGCUUUGGUGGUCUCCGGUGACUUCUUAGACAAAAUCCUUCAUGCUGCAGGGGACGAGCAGGGGAAGAAGAAGCAAAGCGCUUGGGAACGGUUUUGUGGCUGCCGGGCGAAGGCCAACGUGGACGACAGGAACGCGGUGGAAGAAGCCUUUGUGGAACUCGCCACGGCCUGCCAGGCUGUCAUCUGCUGCCGAGUGACGCCCAAGCAGAAGGCCCUCGUUGUCCAGAUGGUCAAGAGACACAAGAAUGCCAUUGCUCUGGCCAUCGGGGAUGGGGCCAACGAUGUCAACAUGAUAAAAACCGCCGACAUCGGGGUGGGGAUCAGCGGGCAAGAAGGCAUGCAGGCGGUCCAAUGCAGCGACUACGCCCUGGCGCAGUUCCGCUACCUGCAACGGCUCCUCUUCGUCCACGGCAGAUGGUCUUACCUGCGGGUUUGCAAGUUCCUCCGCUAUUUCUUCUACAAGACGUUUGCUGGCAUGAUGGUGCAGAUCUGGUUUGCUUUCUAUACUGGCUUCACUGCCCAGCCGCUGUUGGAAGGCUGGUUCCUGGCUUUUUAUAACGUCUUCUACACUUCUUACCCGGUGCUCUGCAUGGGGAUGCUUGAACAGGAUGUGAGCGCCAAGAAAAGCUUGAAGUUCCCUGAGCUUUACAAGGCAGGUCAGAAAGACCUGCUCUUCAACUUCCGGACCUUCGGCCUUUCCUUCAUCCAGGGCUCUUUUGCUUCCCUGGUCAACUUCUACAUCGCACUCUGGGCCUGCGAAGACAAAGCCGGCACCAGGAUCAUUGGGGAUUACCAGUCCUUUGCCAUGAUCAUAGCAACCUCGGCAAUAUUGACCGUCACGGUGGAGAUCAUUCUGGAAGUCAAAUUCUGGACCGUCUUCUCCGUCUUGGCCGUCGCCCUCAGCGUAGUUCUCUACUGCUUUUUUUCCUACCUCACUCAGAGUCCCCAGGCUUACCAAACGGCUCCCCUGGUGUUCCAGUUCCCUGAUGCCUCUAAGAAUGCACUGACGGACCCAUUGGCUUUGCUUGUCGUCUUGCUUUCCGUCACCGUCAACACCAUCCCCUCCCUUGCCGCCCGCUUUCUACGCAGCAUGACCGUCUCGAGAACCAUGAUGGAGGUGGUUCAAGCCAGAGACCUGAAGACGAAGCCGAGCACGGUGGAGCUGACGUCUCACUUCCGGAGAGAUUCCCCCUGGAGGCGCUCCGGUUACGCCUUCUCCCACAAGGAAGGUUACGCCGACCUCAUCUCCAAGGGCGCCAGCUUGCGCCUCAAAGGCCCCCAAGUCCUCAGCGAACUCAACGGCUUUCACCACGCCCUGCCGCCCGGCAAAGAAGGCUCUACCACCGCCGAGGACGCUGCCUCCGAUCACGAUGUUACUGCACCACUGAAGUUCCUGCCCUGUUGA
Molecule: messenger RNA, 3674 nt
Organism: Heteronotia binoei (common prickly gecko)
Lineage: Eukaryota; Metazoa; Chordata; Lepidosauria; Squamata; Gekkonidae
Gene: ATP8B3
Product: ATPase phospholipid transporting 8B3
Exons: 27
Coding region: 6-3674 (1222 amino acids)
Biological process (GO): Golgi organization; phospholipid translocation
Cellular component (GO): plasma membrane
Molecular function (GO): ATPase-coupled intramembrane lipid carrier activity; ATP hydrolysis activity; magnesium ion binding
Source: RefSeq, a predicted model, not a curated record